AUGUCCUGCCAGCAGAACCAGCAGCAGUGCCAACCCCCUCCCAAAUGUACCCCUAAAUGCCCUCCCAAGUGCCAGGCCCCCAAAUGCCCCCCUAAAUGUCCUCCCAAGUGCCCCCCUGUGUCUUCCUGCUGUAGCCUGGGUUCUGGGGGCUGCUGUGGCUCCAGCUCUGGUGGUUGCUGUGGUUCCAGCUCUGGUGGCUGCUGCAGCUCUGGGGGUGGAGGCUGCUGCCUGAGCCACCACAGACCCCGCAGAUCUCUUCGUCGCCAUCGCCAAAGCUCUGGAUGCUGUAGCAGUGGUGGCAGCAGUGGCUGCUGCGGCAGUAGCCAGCAGUCUGGGGACUGCUGCUGA
Molecule: messenger RNA, 348 nt
Organism: Apodemus sylvaticus (European woodmouse)
Lineage: Eukaryota; Metazoa; Chordata; Mammalia; Rodentia; Muridae
Gene: Lce1c
Product: late cornified envelope 1C
Exons: 1
Coding region: 1-348 (115 amino acids)
Biological process (GO): epidermis development
Source: RefSeq, a predicted model, not a curated record